Didymella exigua CBS 183.55 is the source of this 735-nucleotide messenger RNA. RefSeq lists its product as uncharacterized. Lineage: Eukaryota; Fungi; Ascomycota; Dothideomycetes; Pleosporales; Didymellaceae. The record is from RefSeq and is a predicted model, not a curated record. Gene Ontology annotation, molecular function: nucleic acid binding. The transcript has 2 exons. The annotation marks the transcript as partial.
CCAGGCGAUUGCGAGUGGGUUACAGUUAUCCAGAGCAUCUGCGCUGCUAGGUACGCGACCCCGCCCUUCAUUAUCUACAAGGGACGCGUCUAUACCUCUGCCUACUAUAAGAGCCACCUUAACCAGCAUUUUAAGGACUACUGCCUUAAACACAAGAUCCUAACCCUCUGUAUGCCCCCCUAUUCAUCGCACAUCCUCCAGCCGCUUGAUGUGGUCUGCUUCUCGCUGCUAAAGCGCAGGUACUCCCAGCGCGUUAGAGACUUGGCACGCCAACGCGUCUUCUAUAUUAACAAAGAAGGCUUCCUCCCUGCCUUUAAGGACGUGUUUUUUAAUGUAUUUACAGAGCAGAACUAUUAAAAGGCUUUUAAGGCAGCAGGGCUAGUCCUAAUUAAUGCGCAGGUUGUAUUAGAUUGCCUUAAAGUGCAGCUACGUACCCUACUAGAACCCCUCCUCCUAGAGACGCUAUAGCAGUUAAAGACUCUAAGCAAUACCUAUAAGUUUAGAUCUAAAUUAAAGCUUGUACGCGAUUCCUUUACUCGCUUACCUGUUACAGCUUAGGCUGGUUUCUCCCAGCUUAUAAAAGGUGGUGAGCUGAUGCUGCAUAAAAAUGCGCUUCAACAUGCUCAGAUCCAUGAGCUUGAAGAGCAAUUAGCAGAGAUGACCAAGCGAAAAUCGCGUAAGCGCAAGCGGAUUCAGCAGGGUGGUACUAUAGAGUAUGGGACUGCUGCAGCGCAG